Molecule: messenger RNA, 588 nt
Organism: Naegleria fowleri
Lineage: Eukaryota; Heterolobosea; Eutetramitea; Acrasida; Naegleriidae
Exons: 1
Coding region: 1-588 (195 amino acids)
Source: RefSeq, a predicted model, not a curated record
AUGAUUGAUUGUUUCGCCAGGUACACCCCAAAAAAGAAAAAGACAGUGUUGGUAACCGGAGACAGGCUGAGCCCGAACGCCGCAGUGUUUUUAAAUUUCGCUACUGCUUACUUUUCAUCUGUGGAUCCACAUAAAACGAUCGAACAAGUACUAACUGAAAUUGUUUAUAAAAGGACCAAUUGUGUCGACACUAACAAGCUCGAUUUGAGAAUAGAGGAUCCAGAUAAUGUGUAUAUUGUAAAAACUAUCGAUCUUCAUACUAGGGAAGAUAUUGUAGGAGUAUCAACUUUGAUACUUUUUAUGCAAAAAUGUGAUGUGGAAAAACAAAGAGAUAACAUUCGUAGGAUACUGAGAGUUGCUUCGAAUAAGACCAAGAAGACUAAACUGAAGAAAUUGAGAUUGCUACUGUGUAUCGAUAAUCAAGAAAACGAAGAGUUUGAUCCAAAGAUGCUAUUCAACAAUGAAAUAUUAUUCACACAUGGUGAUUACGAAUAUGUGGAGGUUUUUUCUGUAUCUGAAAAUGCAAAAUCAUUGGAAAAUGCCAUCUCUUCUCUCAUUUUGUGUAUUUCAGGCGUGAGGUAUCAGUGA